AUGUUCAUUUAUAAAGUCCAAUGUCGUUUUACCCGUAGAUAUCAUAACCUGCGAUUAAUUGAGAAUCACGUUCGUGUUUGGCCCAUGACUAAAUGGUUUAUAAGAAAUUUGAUUACUGUAGACGAGCAAGAUAACAUAACCAUCGUGGUGAACAUUCAAUUUGCCCUAUACGUUAUCGUCUGGAUUGUGGAAUCCAAUUUCAGUGUUUUCUUAGUGGGAUGUAAGCCGUAUUGCUUGGUUCUGCAACCGUCUGUCUGCCUGGUCAAAGCUUGUAUAGUUUUUAUUUGCCAAUCAAUGUACCUGUCAUUGUAUCUGGUUUCUGAAUCUAUCAAAUGGCACAAUUGGUGUCUGGCUGCCCAACUGGUUAGAAUAGUCCCCGUUUGCCUAGUAUCCGAGCUGGUAGCAUCCUGGAGAACCGGGCUACCUAUCGGUACGGCCAUACGAGCUGGUAGCAACCUGGAGAACCCGGCUACCUGCCAAUACUAG
Mucor mucedo is the source of this 486-nucleotide messenger RNA. RefSeq lists its product as uncharacterized. NCBI's taxonomy places the organism in Eukaryota, Fungi, Mucoromycota, Mucoromycetes, Mucorales, Mucoraceae. The record is from RefSeq and is a predicted model, not a curated record. The coding region runs from base 1 to 486 and encodes 161 amino acids. The transcript is spliced from 4 exons.